This is a messenger RNA of Patiria miniata (bat star), 720 nucleotides long. RefSeq lists its product as uncharacterized. The coding region runs from base 1 to 720 and encodes 239 amino acids. The record is from RefSeq and is a predicted model, not a curated record. Lineage: Eukaryota; Metazoa; Echinodermata; Asteroidea; Valvatida; Asterinidae. The transcript is spliced from 2 exons.
AUGUUUGCAAACACCAAAAAGAAAAUCUCAGAAAAAGCUGACCAAGAGAUUGCCACGAUCCGGCAGAAGGAGCAAAGACUGUUAGAAGAGACUGACAGGAUUUACCAAGAGAGAAUCACAACGUUUGAUGCAGCUCAAGCUAACAACAGGAAAGAGGUGACACAGACAGAGCACAAGCUGGAGGAGGUUAAACAACUCAUGAAUCAAGCAAGUUGCUAUGAGAUUCUUGAACUUCAGCAGAAGCUCUUGCAUAACCUCAGUGAAUUGACAGGAAAACAUCCAAAGCAAGUUUCUGACCAGUUGACCUUCAUGGAUUUUGAAGAAGAUGAGAGGUCACUUGGGAGACUCAUUCUGGAAGAAGAGCCAAAGGCUGCAGCAAAGCAAUCACCAAGACCUAGAAGAUCAUGUGUGAUGGAGAAAUGGAAACUGAAGACUGAAGUCAAGAACUUUGAAUUAACAAAUGCAUUGAUAGCACAUGUUACAGCACUCUCUAACAAUAAACUACUGGCACUCUAUGAAUCAAAAUUCUUGUUUGCAAAUACCAGUAUUCCUGCCAUCUUUACAGUCUCAUUGCCCAACAGUCAACCUGAGCCAUCUCCUAUACCACAAAUGCUGCAAAUAAACGGCCUCAGUGAUGAUGUAAGUUUCUAUACAUCUGCCAUCUACUUUAUGUGCGUAUGCUUCCUCCAGGAGCGCUUAUUUGAAUCAAACAGCCUCUAA